AGCAUCUCAGUGCUCAUUCAUUCAUUCACUCACUCACUCAUGCUUUCGUUUCGCUCCUCUGUCCUCACUCGCCUCUUAAACGCAGUUUAACGUCGCCGUUUCAUCCCUUUUCUCUGUCACACUAGUGCCAAAACGACGAAUCAAAACGCGUUACAGCACCAGAAUCCAAACCUUAAAAAAACACUCACAACACAACUGCGCCGCCAUAGAAAAAAAAAAACCUGGAUCUAGUUCUGGGUAUUGUUCUUCCAAUUUCUCAAACACUCUUUGUUAUAUGCCUUAUGAUAAUGAUAUUACAGUAAAUUGAUUUGAUUUGUUGCGAGUUCGCGACGAUUCAGUUACUAACUGAAUCAAUCAAAUGGGGAAAUCAUCAACAAGUAGUAACAGCAGAGAUUGGAAUCAGGUGUACGCGAUCUACGGAAUGGAGCAGUGGCACACGCUGAUUUUUCUCUUAUGUCAAGCGAUCUUGUUCUCAGUGGUUUCAGUUAUGUACUUGAUUUACUUCAACACAAUCUGCGUUUUCUUCCAGAAGAUUCUCUCCGGCGCGGCGGCGGCGAGGUUCGCCGCCGGGUUUACCGGCUCGGUUGUGGCGCUGUCAGCUCUGUGUCUGUUUUUCGCGGCGGCGAACUUCUUCUACUCCGCUGUGCCGCUUCAUUAUGACAUGGCGCAGAGGAUCGUCUCCGCCGUGCACGACUGGUCCUCUGUGAAGCUAGCUCUCGAUCUCGGCUGCUGCGGCCGUGGUGUUCUUCUCAACGCGGUGGCGACGCAGCUGAAGAAGGAAGGGAGUUCGGGGCGAGUUGUGGGGCUGGACCGGUCAAAACGGACGACGAUGUCGACGCUCCGGGCGGCGAAGAUGGAGGGAGUUGGGGAGUACGUGACGUGCCGUGAAGGCGACGCGCGGCGGCUGCCGUUCCCGGAUAAUUACUUCGAUGUUGUGGUUUCCGGCGUGUUUGUGCAUACUGUAGGGAGGGAGUAUGGGCAGAGGACGGCGGAGGCUGCGGCGGAGAGGAUGAGGGCGGUGGCGGAGCUGGUGAGGGUUUUGAAGCCUGGUGGCGUUGGUGUGGUGUGGGAUCUGGUGCAUGUGCCGGAGUACAUGGCGAGGCUGCAGGAGCUGAAGAUGGAGGAUGUCAGAGUCUCAGAGCGUGUAACAGCUUUCAUGGUGAGUAGCCACAUCGUAUCAUUCAGGAAGCCCAGUCAGCACGUGCAUGGACCCGCUGAGGUUCGUUUGGAUUGGAGAUUAGGCUAACUUGGAAAAAAAUGGAAAAUUUUCCUUAGUUUCUAAUAACCCAUAGAGAAAUAUCCAAAUAUAUAUAUUAUUAUAUAUUAUAUAUAUAGUAUAGUAUAUAGUAUAGUAUACCCAUUUAUAAAUAUUUUGUCUAGGGUGUGUCUUUUUUUGUUUCUCAAUGUGAAUGUGUUUCUGAAAGUGAAGAAAUUCCUGGGGAGGCGAAGUCAAACCAGAUGUUGAGAUUGAUAGAAUUGGAGCUUCUGAUUUAUGUGUAUAUUAUAUUAUUUUCAUGAUUUUGUAGAUAGCAAUGAAGUAGUACCACUAAUGUGUAAUGGUGAUUGUGUAACACUAAUUAUAAUUUGCAUUGUGUUAUGUUUUA
Messenger RNA from Lotus japonicus, 1604 nucleotides. RefSeq lists its product as uncharacterized. Lineage: Eukaryota; Viridiplantae; Streptophyta; Magnoliopsida; Fabales; Fabaceae. Gene Ontology annotation, molecular function: S-adenosylmethionine-dependent methyltransferase activity. The transcript has a single exon. The record is from RefSeq and is a predicted model, not a curated record. Bases 359 to 1246 code for a protein of 295 amino acids.